AUGUACUUAAUAACUACGACACUGCUUCUCGGGCAAAGUCAAAUCAGAGAUUGCAUUUUACCUUUGGAAUUUCAAAUCCCUUUACCAAUCCAGAUGAUAAACAUUGUUCUAAAAACCGUAAACGAUUAUACUCAUUUGGAAACGAGUCAAGAUAGUGUCGUUGUUCCAUGGAUUCAGCAAAUAGCGUUAAAUAAUGUUGUUCUCCGUGGUUACUUAGGAAUGACGAACAUUGACAAAGUUAUCGAUGAAGUUCCCAGCAUGAUCAACAACUUUUGGCUCAUAUCGAAAGAACUCGAUUGCAUAACGGCAAGACAGGACGAAAAUUUGAUAUUCAUACUGGAAACAAAAUUUGUCUGCUCAAAGAUCUCUUCAAUAGGGAAGCAUCGUCAAGAUCUCAACAAGAAAAGCAAAAUGAGACCCGUAAUGUGA
This is a messenger RNA of Funneliformis mosseae, 429 nucleotides long. NCBI's taxonomy places the organism in Eukaryota, Fungi, Glomeromycota, Glomeromycetes, Glomerales, Glomeraceae. The record is from the annotation of a GenBank genome assembly.